This is a messenger RNA of Asterias rubens (European starfish), 4664 nucleotides long. RefSeq lists its product as uncharacterized. The transcript is spliced from 5 exons. The record is from RefSeq and is a predicted model, not a curated record. Bases 548 to 1765 code for a protein of 405 amino acids. Lineage: Eukaryota; Metazoa; Echinodermata; Asteroidea; Forcipulatida; Asteriidae.
GAAAACCCGAUUCAAUUGCCAAACCAUUCCUGGAAAGUCACCCGAAUGCCCUUAACCUGUACAGUUGUACUUUGUGUUUAUGCCAUUGCAUUCACUGUGUGUUGGUGUCAGUUGCACCGGUGUUGUAAUGCCAAUGAUGAUAUAGCGGUUCGUAGGCCUACUCGAUACAACAGCAAUUGUUGAACCGAAAACGGAACAUGAAUAUUAUUUUUUGUCACUAGCGGCAAGCGCUCGAUGUUAUUGUGCAUGAGCAAAAACCUACCAAGAAUUGGCAUGCAUUAUUUUAACCACAACAUGACAAAAAGCGAAACAAUUCUGCCUUUAUAGAGAAGUAUCGAGUGUUUUUAUUCAGAACAACAGAAGGUCUAGAUGUUGAAUGGUCUAUAGAUUUAUCAGUAUUUUUCUUGAGCUGUUAACGAAUGCUGCACGCAUUGCUUCACCCAGCCUUUUGUGUUUUUUGUUAACGACUUUAUAGGCCUACCAUGUCAUCAGAUGGCAUGGACCCUAUGCAUUGAAUUAACUGAACAUAGCUCGUGUUUACAAACGCAUGUUUGUUGUUUCUUUUAUUUGCAGUGAUUGUUCUAAUAUGGGUUGUCUAGGUUUGUAUAUCUUGGUGACGACUGCUGUGAACUUAUUCGCUUUGAUUGUUUUGAUCGUGGUGGUUGUCGUUGCAUUGUGGAAGAUCUACCGUCAACAAAGUUCUAUAAUUACUUGGAUUCUCGAUGUAGACAAAGAGGCAGGCAAUGGAAGAUUCAACCUCGUACACAGAGGUUCCCCGAGGGUGUCUAGAGACACAUACGCACCGGUACGUUCAGACUCACCGGGGACCGUCCGUGAAGAGCUACCAGUCCCUCAGUCUUCUCCCAACCCCGAAGCCCGGGGCCAAGACAGGUCCAGUGGCGGUCAGCAGGGCGAGACCAAAGAGGACGACUCGGUAAAGUCUAAAGGCGCAGUGGGCGGACUCGUCCAAAGAGUCAAGCCGACCUUAGCUCGUAAGAACAAGCGCUCCCUGAGUCUUCCAAGAGGUAAAGCCAAGCGGGCACAUGCCACCGCCACUAGCAAGCCUCAAUUCGAUAUGAAGAGGAUCACAUACGAGCUACAGAAAACGGAGCCGUUUCAGAGGACGAGCGGCGAGUGCGACGACGCCCCCGGACCGGAAGAUACAGGCACUACUCCCUCCAACAGAACUCUCGAGAGACACCGGGAUCGAGCUGGAGAUGGGAACGAGUACGCUUCGACUGUGAUCUCCAAAAAGCCAGAUUGCCUUCCCCCGGCACGUGAUAAUACAACCAAGGGAGACCCUUUCUACUUCCAGCUGAACUCCAACGCUCAGGAGAAUGACGUCGACACGGGAGCAGACACCCGGGCGGUUCGGGGUCGACGAAGCAUGAGCGACGCCUCGUUCGUACAGAGUGCUGUCAGCCGAUUUCCCCUGAAGAUGAUCUUCGACAAAUCGGGUAAGUCAAACAAACAACGUCAGACCAAGAAGACCAAAUCGGAAGAUCAACCUCUCCCUAUGUUGGAGUCGACACAAGACAAUGAAUAUGAGCGCAUCAACCGGGAGGCUUCGCUGGUUAAGAGACCGCGUCACGCGGCAGUAACUACGGCCGAGUCUGACGGUGAAUACUCAAAGCUAAAGCGCAAUGGGACCAAGGAUAAUGGAGCUGGCCCUGCCGAAGGAUACGACCGAAUUUCCGCCGGGGCUUCACCGACAUCACCGGAUAAGAAAGACGGAAGCAAAUCACGUUUCUCGAUGAUAAACUAAAUGAAUACAUCAGUGCCAUAGAAACUGUACCCUAACGGUACUUUAUAUUGAAUGUCACUGGCCCAGUGGUUAAGACGCUGUGGGACUUGCAAUCACAAGGUGGUGGGUUCGAAUCCUACAAAGCUAACCACUGAUUUCGCUAUGCCUAAAAUAAGUACUGUUGUCUAUAGUUGUCACAAUUUCUUGAUUAGUGCAGUUCAUGUUUGGCUUUUGCAGCUUAGUGUUUAUAUCCCCAAAUUCCCUUGACAGGAAGAUCAAGCAAGCAAACAUGUUAGUGUUGUGCUUUCUUUCUGAAAGCAAGGACCAUCUUGGCUGUUAGUACACGGUUGGUAAUUAUGUUUGUGCUCUAGACUGCAAGGUUGGCUCACUUAGCUUAUACUCGUGGUUGAAGAGAAGCCACCGUGAUUAAAUUUUUUGUUCGGUCAUUUUUAUAUUGAAAUUCACCAUGUCGUCAGAGCUCCCCAUAUCCUGAACAAGGUGGUUCAGUUUAAUGCAUUGCAUCACCUGUAGCUCAUUGUAAUGUACUGAUGUAUUGUACCAGGAUCAUGCUGUUAUUAUUAUCAUAAUAUGUCUUUUAUCACUUACAAUGUUUGUUUCAGUAAAAUUAUCACAAACUCUGGUUCUCUCUUGUUUCGUUAUGAAAUAGAUCAGUUAAACGGACGCCGAUUCAUUUCAAAAGAGCUGUAAUUAUAGCGAUGACCAAAAUUACAAUAUUUUGUCCAUACUUGACAAUGUUUUGCGAAAGAUCUGUAUUUGUAAAAACCUUUGAUUAUGAUGCAUAUAUGGACAUCUAAACUCUAUGUACAUUUGACGGAGGAUAUAGUUUGUUUGCCUUGUGCUGGUCACAAUACGGUGAUAAUGUACUCAAGAGAACCAUUGAUAAGAUUGUAUAUAAUAAGAAAUAGAAGUUGAAGGACUCAUUGUACAUGUACUCGGAGAUCCAAGAUACCCGGUACUCGUAGACUUGGUACUCAGAAAUUAUAAUAUUUGGUACUCGGAUGUACUCGUAAACUAAGGCCUAAAUACUUGUAUUCGUUCUCAGGGAUCAAAUAUACUUGGUACUCGGCUGUUGGACUUGGUACUCGGCUGUUGGACUUGGUAUUUGGAUAUCAGAAUACCUGGUUCUCGGACACAUGUUGUAAAACCUUAAACCUACUACCCAAGCACUCGUAUACUUUAGUACUAUAGUCGGCAGCACUUUGUACUCGACUGAAAGCUACUAAAAACAUCAGACUACAUUUCACUCAGCAUUUAACUAUCCGAUUAUGCAGAGAAAUGCUUUAACUUUUAGAAAAUACCCUCAAAUUUAUUUUGUUUGCAAAGUAAAAAGUUAAAAUAAUGUUAACAAUAAUGUCAAAUGUAUAAAGUAAAGAUAACGUACAAAUAUUUUCAAAGUAAUGACAAAGAAGGCUGGCAAUUUCUUCAUUAAUUUUGCUUUUAAUAAGUCACGACAAGCACUAGUAGUUCGUCUGCUCAUAGGUAUAAUACUGGCCCCUAGUGCAAUUUGUAUAGAUAUCGCAAAACUGCUUUUGCAUAUUUUGGAGCUCCUGGUAAAUGGAGUUUAUUGAUCAUAAAGAAUCAUUUGUUUUCCAAGUAAGACAUUCAUUUUUUCAAACGUGUACGAUUUUUUUCAAACGUGUACGUUUUUUUGUUAUGUAAAUGACCCUUUUAUCAAUACGUACGUGUAUAAUGACCUUCUAGUUGGAUUUGGAACUUUGCAUGGUGGAAAUACGAUAUAAAAGGUUUGCGGUAACACCUUAUGACUAUCUCAAAAUGAGUUGGGUGGCUCUGAAAAGAACCGUUGGUUUCAACUCGACGUUUCUAUCAGUAUGCUCUGAGCUUUCUCCAGAAAAACAAUCAGAGCAUUCUGAUCGAAACGUCGAGUUGAAGCCAACGGCUCUUUUCAGAACCACUCCAACUCAUUUAGAGAUAACAUGGUGUUACCGCAAAUCUUUCGAGACCUUAUAGUUCUGAGCUGACGACUUCAAGAUUUUACUCCGUUGUUUUUUCUAUAUGCUUGCUUCGCUUUGAAUAAAAACUUCCAACAAUUAUAACAAUACAAAUGAUAUUGAGACGAUUAAUAUCAUAUUCAUUGCCAUGUCACCUUAGUAAUGUGGUCGUAUUCUUGAAAACACAUUGAACAGUUUGUUAUUAAAAUGUGACAUCGAACGCCAAAACAACACACUUCCCGGAAACGAAAACUGCAUGAAAAGUGAACACAACCGAAACAUAAGACAUGAUAUCAUUGUGAUGUGGUGUCUUCAACAUUCUGUAUGUUGAUAUACAUGCUUUCAUUAUAUGCCACUGUUAAUAGUAAUGUGGAAGCUCUACUUCUCAUCUGCAUGUAACUGACGAGCAGAAAUUCCCCAGAUUUUAUAGAUUUGGCAGGAAGUGCCCCUUUUUUGGCAUGACAUUUUGUAAAUUGUAGUUUAUGGCUAUGUAACGUGAUUCUGACAACCUUCUUUUGUGGCGUAUUCUCUGUCGUGUCAGUGCGAAAACAUUAUACGACUCUCUCUAACAAAUGCAACACCUGUUUGGAAGAGUACCCCCCCCCCCCCCCGCACCACCCCGCGAAAGAAAGAAAUAGAUAUGGAAUAAAUUGAACAAAACAAUAACAAGUUAAUGUAGGCUACGGCGCGCGUCAUCACACUCGAGAGAACAGUCACUUAGUUCGUUACACCUUAAAGUUUAGACGAACAAUUGCAAAUAACAUAGAGCGGGGUGGCGUUUAUACAUAAACAACAGCGGUGCCUUUGUUGUGCCUUAAAGAAAUUAAAAUAAUUCUUUGCAAAACUGUACAUCGAUUUAACAUGUUGGGAAAAGGGUUUGUUUAUUCAUUUACACAAUAAUAAUCGAGUUAAAGGCAGUGGACGCUAUUGGUAAUUACUCAAAAUAAUUA